GCCAGUAAAAGCGGCGCGGGCCACAGCCUCGGCACUGAAGACCAUGGCACAAGCGAACCUCCAGCUGGUGCUGGGCCUGGCCCUGCUCGCGGUCUGCCUCCUGGCACUGCCUCGCGACGCCGGGGCCCGACCACAGGAGGUCAUGGUCGGAGGAGUGCAAGACCUGUCGCCUAGUGACCCGCAGGUGCAGAAGGCAGCGCAGUCGGCCGUGGCCAGCUACAACAUGGGCAGCAACAGCCUCUACUACUUUCGCGACACGCACAUCCUCAAGGCGCAGAGACAGCUGGUGGCUGGCGUCAAGUACUACCUGACCUUGGAGAUGGGGAGCACCGACUGCCGGAAAAGUGCAGUGGCUGGAGACCACAUAGACCUCACCACCUGCCCGCUGGCCGCAGGAACGCAGGAGGAGAAGCUGCGCUGUGACUUCGAGAUCCUUGUGGUUCCCUGGGAGAACUCUACAAGACUUCUAAAGCAUCACUGUGUGCCCGUGUAGUAGGCCCCAGUGCCAUGGGGCGGGAGGGCACAGGCCCAUUGGCGGAGGGCACUUCGGGUCCAUGGGUCACAUCCGUCGCAAUAAAUCACUAGCACUAC
Messenger RNA from Pteropus alecto (black flying fox), 591 nucleotides. RefSeq names its product cystatin E/M (gene CST6). Gene Ontology annotation, molecular function: cysteine-type endopeptidase inhibitor activity. The transcript has 3 exons. The record is from RefSeq and is a predicted model, not a curated record. NCBI's taxonomy places the organism in Eukaryota, Metazoa, Chordata, Mammalia, Chiroptera, Pteropodidae. Bases 44 to 493 code for a protein of 149 amino acids. Gene Ontology annotation, cellular component: extracellular exosome.